AUGGCGAGGAGUAAAGGUGGCCGUCCCUUGGAUGGAAUGGCUGCUUUGGCUGCCCAGUCAGGCAGCUUUCCUACAGCAGCCCCAGCAGCAGUGCCGGAUGCUGCUUCAAAAGCGGCCAGCACGCCUAAGGCAGCAUCCCCCGUGGCACCGCAAGCAGCCGCAACAAUCACACUGGCCCCUGCCCGGGCCAAUUCGGGACAGGGGAAUUUGUCCAGCCUCAAUGGAACAAUCAGACAGAUCCAGGAACCUGCCCCUGCAUCGAAUGCCCAUGGUGCCCAAGUGGCCGCUGAAGCCAAGCCAGUGGGCGAUCGCAACUUGCGCUCCCCCAGCCUGGCACCGGCUUCCCCUCCCUUACAGGGUGCCGCAGCGCAGGCUUCCGAAGGCACCGCCCCGUCGAUCGACAAGGAAAGGAGCCCAAAGCCAAGCCAAAUGCCAAGGCCUCCGGCGGAUCUGGCCGCGCCGACUGCACAAGCCAGCACGCCAGCCGGAGCAACACCGCUGCCGUCAAGGGAUGGCAUGUCCCCAACCUCUGCAGCACCAAUCCAGCAGCUUCGAGAGCAGCGUCUGGCUCCCCCCAGCGCAAAGCCAUCUCUUCCUGCGGUUGCUACUGCCAGCGGUCGACCGCCAGCCAAGCCGCAGCCAGCAGAAACAGUGACGGCUGUAGCGGAGACAGGGGGGAGUGUAUCUGCCAGCCUUCCCGUCGCAGAUGCGGCGUUGUCUGCCAGCCCCUAG
Molecule: messenger RNA, 732 nt
Organism: Symbiodinium natans
Lineage: Eukaryota; Dinophyceae; Suessiales; Symbiodiniaceae
Source: the annotation of a GenBank genome assembly